AUGGAGGUUAGUCAUAGGCUUAUAUUGAGGAUUGUGUUCGGGAUGCAAUGUGGCAUCGUGAGGUCGCCCGUGUCCGCCACGCUCCCGCAGAUUGCGUCGCGCCUCUUCCUCGUGUGGGGCGUGCUCUACCCCGCGCCGCAGGUGCUCUUUCGUGUCCCUCAUGCCAUGUGUUCUUUACUGCGCAUAAGGCGCGAAACAAUGUGCCACAGGGGGUCGCUCUCACAGGAAGGCCGUCACUCGCCUGCGACCAUUGCAAGAGGCGGAAGGGAAGGAAAGAGGCGAGGAUGGGAUGAGAGAACCUGGAGGUGCGACUUCCCGUGUCCCGACAUGCCCUCCACCCAUGCUGCCGCCGCUCGUCUGCUACCCAUCAUCACUGCUUCCCCCCAUUCCCGUGUGCUCCCAUUCCCGUGUGCCCCCAUUCCCGUGUGCCCCCAUUCCCGUGUGCCCCCAUUCCCGUGUGCCCCCAUUCCCGUGUGCCCCCAUUCCCGUGUGCCCCCAUUCCCGUGUGCCCCCAUUCCCGUGUGCCCCCAUUCCCGUGUGCCCCCAUUCCCGUGUGCCCCCAUUCCCGUGUGCCCCCAUUCCCGUGUGCCCCCAUUCCCGUGUGCCCCCAUUCCCGUGUGCCCCCAUUCCCGUGUGCCCCCAUUCCCGUGUGCCCCCAUUCCCUACCCUCUUCAUCUCCGUUGCAAGGGCCCAGACUCCCACGAGCCUCACCCAAACGUAUUCAUGUCCCUCAGACUCCCAGACUCCCUCAUCUGCAUGUCACCCCACCCGCUUGAGCUCGCCCCACCCACCUGUGCUUCCCCCACGCCCCUCUGCUCUCCUCUGCCCACCCUCUCCCCGCCCGGCCCUCCCGCGCCUGUGCGUGCCGUGUCUGCUCUGGCUCAGGUACUGCACACUCCAUGCGCCUCGCACUCUCUGCCUCUCACUUACACACCCUGCCCCUCGCACUACCUGCCUCUCACUCACACUCCCUGCCCCUCGCACUCCCUGCCCCUCGCACUCCCUACAGUCGAGAUUCCUUUCCCUCUCGCCCUUCGACUUCCUCACAUUCCUCACCUACCCCUCAACCUCCACCUCUGCCUUCCCCGCAUCCCCCACCUUGUCCCUCUUCCAGCCGUCUCAGCAUCCUCCCUUCUCCAGCUUGCCUCGUUGGACCACUGCUUGCUUUUCUCCCUGUCUUCUGUGCUUGACCUUCACCCACCAACCCUCUUUCUUGCCAUGCUGCUGUACAGCAUGUGCUACGUGCUCUACCCCUCGGGCACCACCCCUCCCUCUCAUCCAUGCUGUUGUGCACCCCUUCCACAAUCUCCCCCUUCCCCCAUCUCCCCCUUCCCCCAUCUCCCCCUUCCCCCAUCUCCCCCUUCCCCCAUCUCCCCCUUCCCCCAUCUCCCCCUUCCCCCAUCUCCCCCUUCCCCCAUCUCCCCCUUCCCCCAUCUCCCCCUUCCCCCAUCUCUCCCUUCCCCCAUCUCCCCCUUCCCCCAUCUCCCCCUUCCCCCAUCUCCCCCUUCCCCCAUCUCCCCCUUCCCCCCAUCACCCUGCGCCCACCAGGUACAGCAUGUUCUACGUGCUCUACCCCUCGGGCAUCACCAGUGA
Closterium sp. Naga37s-1 is the source of this 1593-nucleotide messenger RNA. The record is from the annotation of a GenBank genome assembly. Lineage: Eukaryota; Viridiplantae; Streptophyta; Zygnematophyceae; Desmidiales; Closteriaceae.